AUGGGUAGACUGGAAUACUCGGGCCAUGUUCAUAGAACAGGGCUUGGGCCACUACCGAUUAGACCCACUUCUCGCUCAUCUGCAUCAACAUCAAGCUUGUCCCAAGAUGCUACAUUAGUCUCUCGAAUGAAUUCAAUGAUGGCACAAAUGCAUGAACUGCAGGAAGAGAAGAGAAUCAUGAAUGAAUGGAUGGCAGCACAAGAUCAAGUGAUAGCAGAUAUGAAGAAGAUGAUAAAAAAUCUUGUUGCCUCUAAUGCAGCAACGGGCAACACUUCGGCUGCUCAAGACACAGAGUCACCUAAUGUUGUGAGGAUGGACUUUGAGCAAUCAACCUUGAAUUCACAAUGCGAAGAAGAUUGUUCGUUGAUACAUGAACAAUUUCAUGAUGUUGUGCCCAUCCAAAUAGACCUCGAAAGCGAUGAAAUAGAAACUGUAGCUGAUGAACAGUUGAAAGAUGGUGCGGACAAUUGCAGUUCCAAACUGAAGCCCAUAGAUGAAGAUGAAGUAGAAACUGUAGCUGAUGAACAAUUGAAAGAUGGUGUGGACAAUUGCAGUUCCAAGCUGAAGCUCAUAUAUGAAGUUAAAAAUGUUGAGGAACCUAAGGAAGGGAUGCUAUUUGGCUCCAUAGAGGAACUUCAUGAGUAUUAUAGGAGUUAUGCAAAGCAAGAGGGUUUUGGUGUGGUACAGAAGAAGAAGAAAAAGAAUAAAGAUGAAAAUGUACAUUACAUCAGUCUAGGAUGUGCUCGUCAAGGCAAAAGACAAUCCAGCUCAAAGCUUCAUGAAUUCACAGUCAAUAUGUUCUGUUGAAAGAGAGGUAGAUGCAAAAGAACAGGAAUAAGAGGAAAAUGUAAAAUUUUAAUUGUAAGUGAUGAGGAAAAGCAUGUUGUCUACUUUAAUGCUUGUUUUUAGUCCGUGCAUCUCUCAGCACUAUCAAGUCCUAGAGACAUACAAUAUGGAGUAUGAGCAGAGUUGCAUUAGUCCCCUUCUUGAUGUGUUACGAAGUCUUAAUGAGGAAAGGGUAACUGAGCACUUGAGAAAGAUCAAAGCAAGAAUAGCACAGGAAGAAUAUGAUCCAGCUUGUGAUAAUGUUGAAGUUGUUAGUGUCAUGUAUGAGGCAUGUACAUUGUUCUUUGUGAUGUUUCUUCAUAUUUACUUGUUUUGUAAUAUAAUCAACAUCAUGUUAGUUGCCAGUGAUGGCUUGAAAAUGGAUAACAAAUAGUGUUUUUGUUUCCUGGGUGAA
This is a messenger RNA of Alnus glutinosa, 1240 nucleotides long. RefSeq lists its product as uncharacterized. The transcript has 4 exons. The coding region runs from base 1 to 807 and encodes 268 amino acids. The record is from RefSeq and is a predicted model, not a curated record. NCBI's taxonomy places the organism in Eukaryota, Viridiplantae, Streptophyta, Magnoliopsida, Fagales, Betulaceae.